ACAUGCCAUAAAACUUAACACACCUAAACCCACGUGAACUUGUAAACAAACUGAACAGAUGAAAAACACUUUCAAUCGGACAAAACUUUGCAAAUCGUGACAAAAUGAGCCGCAGAUAUUCAUCAAGGAAAGUGGAAGAUGACGAAUUCGAAAGUGAAAUAUUUAAAGAUAUUGAAAAGAAAACUGAAGACAAAAGUGGGACAUCUGGAUCAGAAAAUGAGUCUGUGGAAUCUGAAUCUUCUGAAAACGAAAACUUAUUAGUGGAAAGUGAUGAGGAAUAUGAUGGAGAUAUUGUUGGUGCAACAAUUGAAAGGACUGGCAUGGAUCACAUGGAAGACAGUGAUGGGGACGAUGCACCAGAAACAGUUUCAUUUCAGUCAGGAAAGGAUAAUGCUUUACAGAAAAUGAAACAGGUCAUGAAACAGAUCGAUACAGAAAAGAUAGCCCUUAAAACCAAGCGUAGACAGCUGGAUCAGCAGUACAAGGAACAAAAGAAAAGAAAGUUGGAGAAACUGUCAAAGAGUAAGCUACCAGAGGAUUUCUUUAAUGAUUUGCCAGAAAAGUUGAGCGAUGUUAAGUCCAAAUCAUCUUCAAAGAAUAAAAGAGUGAGCAGUAUUGCUGACGAAGAGGAAGGGAGUCUGGCAGAUACUGAAGAAGAUUUUGAUGUUUCUAAAAAUGAUUUUAUUCCUUUGGAUAACAACAGAUUAAGUGGUAUUGAAGUGUCUACAGUACAGAUCCACCACCAGAAAGCAAUGUCUUCCAAGUGUAGAGCUGAAGAUUUCAGGACAGCUCGACUCAGCAAUGUUCCACGCCAUUCAAGUAAAGCCUACUUUGCAACAUUGGAAAAGAAGAAAGCAUUAAAGAAAGGAUUACGAAAAGAUUUCAUGAUUAAAUGAUUUUAGAGAAAAGUGAUUUAUUAUGAUUAUACACUGUAUAUGUACAUUAUUUAAUGUAUAAGUGAAUACAGUGAACAUUUUGUAUCGUCAUAACUGAUUAUUUCAAGGGAGAUAAUUAAGUUUUGCCAUGUCAGAAUAUAGACUGUCACUCUUUAAAAUAAAGAAGUUUUUUAUCACAAUAGUUUAGAUAUCGGUAAUGAAUUAAUUAAAUUACAUGUAUUUGUACAUGUAUUUGUUUUAUUCAGCCUUUCUUGCAAAAUGACUUUGAAAGAUGGUAUAAAUAUGAUGUCAUCUAUUUAGGAUGUCACAAUUUUACAAAUGUUUUCAUAUCUUUAUGACAUUGGCAUUUUACAUGACAGAUUUGCUGUUUUGUGAUAAAUGGUUAUGCAUGAAAAUGACUUACAGACUAGUUAUGAUGCAUCCAGCCAUUAAAUUUCAUAAAAAAAAAUUUGAGUUGUUACAAAGUAUAGUAAAUAAAACUAGAAUGGAUACAUCCAAUAAAACCUGUCCUAAAUGACACCUGUAUAAUACAAACACCUGUCUAAAGGCAGCAUGUUUAGGGUUCCAAUGCUAAUACAUACAAUUCAUUGUAUAUUUACCUCUAUGUAAAGACCAUCUGCUUUUAAAAGCCACUUUUCUCACAAAAGUGGCUGUUGUUCACAAGUUUCACUGCAUUUUAAAUUCUUAAAGAUUUAAGAAUGAAAAAAGAUGUAUGUAAUUAGUGCUGAACCAUGUGGUGACUUGUGUCCCACACCUAGUACUGAACCAUGUGGUGACUUGUGUAUCACACCUAGUACUGAACCAUGUGGUGACUUGUGUCUCACACCUAGUGCUGGACUAUGUGGUGACUUGUGUAUCACACCUAGUGCUGGACUAUGUGGUGACUUGUGUAUCACACCUAGUACUGAACCAUGUGGUGACUUGUGUAUCACACCUAGUACUGAACCAUGUGGUGACUUGUCUCACACCUAGUACUGAACCAUGUGGUGACUUGUGUAUCACACCUAGUACUGGACCAUGUGGUGACUUGUGUAUCACACCUAGUACUGAACCAUGUGGUGACUUGUGUAUCACACCUAGUGCUGAACCAUGUGGAGACUUGUAUCUCACAUCUAGUACUGGACUAUGUGGUGACUUGUCUCACACCUAGUACUGGACUAUGUGGUGACUUGUGUAUCACACCUAGUGCUGAACCAUGUGGAGACUUGUAUCUCACAUCUAGUACUGGACUAUGUGGUGACUUGUGUAUCACACCUAGUACUGAACCAUGUGGUGACUUGUGUCUCACACCUAGUGCUGAACCAUGUGGUGACUUGUGUAUCACACCUAGUACUGGACCAUGUGGUGACUUGUCUCACACCUAGUACUGGACUAUGUGGUGACUUGUGUAUCACACCUAGUACUGGACCAUGUGGUGACUUGUCUCACAUCUAGUACUGGA
Messenger RNA from Pecten maximus, 2337 nucleotides. Its product is annotated as bud site selection protein 21-like. The transcript is spliced from 6 exons. NCBI's taxonomy places the organism in Eukaryota, Metazoa, Mollusca, Bivalvia, Pectinida, Pectinidae. The coding region runs from base 105 to 896 and encodes 263 amino acids. The record is from RefSeq and is a predicted model, not a curated record.